AAGAUCCUUUGUGUUUUGUCAAUUCCAGGAAAAAACUGAUCAAACACUGUUGAAAAUGUCGGUUCAGAAGGAUCCUUUACAACAGGAUGGUUAUUUCUACCGGAAGGAAGACUUAGAGCCAGGAAACAGCGCAAAGUCCAACAAAGGAAACAGAAAGGACAAAAGCUCAGGAGAUCCUCCUAAAGAAGAAAAAAAGCUCACGGUUGUUUUCAUUGCAAUGUUGUCCAAGAAUUUUCAAAAGGAUUUUAAAGAGGGAACAAAAAUAUAUAUUCGAGGAGAUGGACCAAUUUUUAAUAAUUGGAAUAAUGGACCUGGGGAAACGGUCCAAGUAGAAAGGAAUAAUCAACAGCAGUUUUUUCUUCGUUGUGAACUUAAUGUUCCAUUAAAUAUCUGUGAUCGUAAAUAUGCCUACAAGUAUGUUGUGGUUAAUGGCAAGGGUAAACCGAUGUAUGAAUGUUUGGUUGAAGUGGAAUCCAAAGCUGCUCUCUGGAAAAACUACGGUUAUAUUAAUCGGUGCCUUCAUAUUCUCAAGGAACAUACUGUACAAAACAAAAUAUUGUACAAAUACGAUGGAUUUGUUUACAAAAAUCUCGGAAGAACCUUUCUGAAUCAAGAACAACCUAAAAAAGACAGAGAGCAAUUUUUUCAUCUACACUUCCCACUUUGGAGAGGAUUUAUUGUUUCUUCAUAUGAUGAUAAAUUGGAACUAGUCGAAGCUUUGGAAAGGCUUCAUCUUUUGCAUCUAAGUCAGGGUGUUCCUGAAAUGCUUACGUCUUAUGGAAGAUAUUGGUCGAAUGAAAAAGUUGAUUUGAACCAACUAGAUCUUGGAAAGAUCUUUGUUCAAAUAUUGAUGCAGAAAAUAAAAAACAAUCAUGAGAUCAUGGAAAGUGAAGAUGACGUACAGAAUAAAGUCAAUGCAUUGAUCUCUACUGUUGUCAUUGUUUACGUGUUUUGUGAGUACAAAGUCAAGCUUAGUGAUGACGAUGUUGUGAUCAUGUUUAAAUGCCUCGCGAUCCCACCAAAUGAAAAUUUAUGCUAUAAACUGAUGGAAAACGUUGGUAAUUUUGAUGAAAAUAUGUUAAGGCACUUCAUCAAUAAUGUUCUCAAAUUUUACGAAAAACAAGUAAAAGUGAUACCUUUGGUUCUCUGGCUUAAUGCGCUGCCUCUGUUGCAUUUUUUACGCGAGGACUGCAAACCGUUUAAAGUCGUAGAUUCCUCUAAAGCCUUGGAUAGCUCAAAUUGGAAGUGGUGGGGAAUGAAUGGAUUUCCAUACCGACAGUUGCAAGGUUUCACAGGAAGAGAAGCAUUGGAAAUUUUGCAAGAUUUGAAGAAAGUUUUUAACAUGGACCCUUUGAUACGACGGGGCUUCCUUCUCCUCUGUCCUCUGGAGAUAUACCAUGAACUUUUGAAAACCGGAUUGUUCUCUUUUCUGGAGUUAUGCUUCACCAUGCGAAAGCUUCUUUCUGAUCGAUAUCUUUCCUCAGGAAAUCUUGUCGAGACUCUUGUCAAGUUUUUAGAAGAACUGGACAAAACACUGAUUCAUGUGUGUGAACCGAAGGACUUUCCCAAGGCAAAAUUUGACGAAACAAAUUCAUUGUUAAUUUCACUGAAGACAAUUGCGAAGAACGUUAAAAAUUAUCUUCCAUUGCAUCAAGUGAAGUUUUUGUGUUGUUUGGCCAAGUGCACAGCCAGUGCUAUUCAUUUGCAAAUGGCAGGAUUAGACAUAGAAAAUGAAGGUGGAAAAAAAGACGAUGGAAGAAAUUGGGAAAAACUUUAUGCACAACCACAGGAAAUGAAAAAGUUGCUUGAACCUUUCAAUGAACAAAUUUCCACAGUGAAGCAAUUUGUCCACUCGCAAUUUUACCGCAUGGAUCUUGAAGAUUGUGGUGACAAUACAUGGAAAAACGAUUUGAACGUCUGGAAUGAGCUAUUGUCGUUCACUGCUUCAGCUUUUUUUAACAAUUUGUGGUUUGGUACUUUCAAAAAACAGUUCAGCGAAAUGAUACAUAAGGUUUCACCAUUUCGUCAAAUAGAGUUGUUUUGUUUAUCCAACGAACAAAAAUGUAGCCAAGAAGUUGCAACAUGUUUGAGUGACGCUGCUUUUAAAGCAAUUGAAAAAGUUGUAAAAGGAGAUUACAGCAUACGCACAUUUGAACGCUUAAGUCAAGACAAGUCAUUAAAGGCAAUAAAGUUACUGAGUGAAAUGUUGCAUAAAGCAUGGCCUCAUGAGCUGAACGUAGAAAGUGACUUAAGUGGGAAAAAAGAAAGAGAAAUUUUGCUGUUCCACCUGCUCACAUGGUCUACAUGGCCAGGACUUCUCAAAUUUAUCGGCAGCGAUGCUAUUAGCAAAGAGGGGCUGACAAAGGAAGGCAACUGUGAAAUGAUGAUUGUUCAUGCAGAAUCAUGUCUGGACAGUGUGAUGGAAUCAGUGUGUGAUGGUAGUGUUACAGUUGAAACAUUUCACUUGCUGGAGAAUUAUUCGAAGGAAUAUUUAAGCCUUAGCGAAAUAUACGAGGAAAGUCAAAAGAAAAGUCACACUGCUGCCACUUGGUUCUAUCAACGGGAAUCAGAACUAAGUAGUUUUCUUAGUUUGCACAAACAACUCUCCAUCUUCGUUCAUUUGAGUGAAAAUUUCAUUAAAGUUGAUGAAGAGUUUUCCUAUUUACGAGGAAAGAUUGACCAAGACUAUCGUGAUUUAUCUCUGCGCGAAAUUGGCUUCACCAAUGGACAUGGUCAUUUUAAUUCAUUGUUUUUCAAAGUGGACAAAAGCAUUCUCCUAAUGAUAGAAAAUAUGAUUGCGAUGCAAGAAAGUGAAUUGUUUAAACAAUACUGGAAGAAGUUUCAGCAAAAGUCAAAAGAUGAAGUUUUUAGCAUCCAGAAGAUUCACGAUGAUGUUUGGAAAGUCAUCGAAGAAAAACUUAAGACUGCUAAUAAAGAUUUUUUUGAUGGUGUAACGGAGCUGACGAGGAUUGAUAAAUAUUUACGCUUAUUUGGAAAGAAUUACGACGCUAUAAAAAGAGUUCAAGCUUCUUUCAAAAUACUUUGGUUAUCCACCGCAGGGAGAUGUUGACAAACUACUUAAACCCAUUAUUGGUAAAGUGAUUAAAUACAAGAAGUUAUUUGACGUAAGAGAAGCUGCGCAGGUGAUACUUGAUGUACGCAAAGUAUUUAUUCUUAAGGGUGACUUUUCUGAUGUGGAAACGAUUGAGAAGAUGAUAUCUGGUAACCUCCAUGAUCAAACUAUUAACGAUGUAAAGAUGACUUACUGAAAGCGGGAGAGCUCUUAGAUAAUAUGACCUCUUGCAGGCUGAAUUGCUUAAAAGUGUUUGCCAAAAGUGUUGAAUUAGUUAAUUGGUUGAGAAAAAAUAUUAAAGAUGAAAAAGCGUUAAAGGUAUUCGUUGAUUUGGCCAUGAUAUCAGCUGGUGAAAGCGAUAUAGAAGUUGACCGUAUUUCUUGUAUGCAUACAAGCUGUUUGGGAUUUGGCUCUUUGAUAUUUGGCUAUCGUGAAGAGCAUGGUUUUCGUGAACUGAUGGAACUUUGCAAACCUCUCUGGCAAGUGAUUGAUGCCAAUCGAAAAAUUGACAAAAAGCUAGAAUUAACUCAGAAAAAUCUUUCUUGGCUGAAGCAGAUCAAGGAGUCACAUGGUUCAGUUGCUUUGACAACAAUGGUCCAAGUGGAAGCAAUCAAUUCAUGUGGUAUUUACUACAUUGCUGACAAGGAAAAAGAAAAAGAAAACAAA
Messenger RNA from Xenia sp. Carnegie-2017, 3739 nucleotides. RefSeq lists its product as uncharacterized. The record is from RefSeq and is a predicted model, not a curated record. The coding region runs from base 56 to 3070 and encodes 1004 amino acids. The transcript has 18 exons. Lineage: Eukaryota; Metazoa; Cnidaria; Anthozoa; Malacalcyonacea; Xeniidae.